Thamnophis elegans (Western terrestrial garter snake) is the source of this 717-nucleotide messenger RNA. RefSeq names its product GTP cyclohydrolase 1-like. Gene Ontology annotation, molecular function: GTP cyclohydrolase I activity; zinc ion binding; GTP binding. The coding region runs from base 1 to 717 and encodes 238 amino acids. Lineage: Eukaryota; Metazoa; Chordata; Lepidosauria; Squamata; Natricidae. Gene Ontology annotation, biological process: tetrahydrobiopterin biosynthetic process; tetrahydrofolate biosynthetic process. The record is from RefSeq and is a predicted model, not a curated record. The transcript has 6 exons. Gene Ontology annotation, cellular component: cytoplasm.
AUGGAACCGCUCCAGCUGAAGCUGCAGGACUACCAAAACGGGGACUUCCAUCCCAGCUGCCUCUUCGAAGUGCCGAGCGGCGGCCAGAUGCGGAGAACGUCUCUGAAGUUCCAGCGUCCGGCCCUGGAUGAGAAUGGCCACCGAGAAGCGGAAGAACUGGAGCAAUUCCCGGUGCUGGAGGCCGCCUACGCCACCAUCCUCCGGGGUUUGGGCGAAAACCCCGGGAGGGAAGGGCUGUUGCUGACGCCUCGGAGGGCGGCCAAAGCCAUGCAGUUUCUCACCAAGGGCUACUAUGAAACGGUCGAAGAGAUACUCAAUGAUGCUGUUUUUGAUGAAGAUCAUGAUGAGAUGGUUAUCGUAAAGGGCAUUGAUAUGUUUUCUCUUUGUGAACAUCACUUGGUUCCUUUCUUUGGCAAGGUGCACAUUGGGUAUUUACCAAGAAAAAAAGUUGUUGGAUUAAGCAAACUUGCAAGAAUUGUUGAAAUGUUUAGCAGAAGGCUCCAAGUCCAGGAGCGACUUACAAAACAGAUUGCUUUAGCAAUUACUGAGGUUCUGAAACCUGUUGGAGUGGCUGUGGUGAUAGAAGCCUCACACAUGUGCAUGAUCAUGAGGGGGGUUCAGAAAAUGAACAGCACAACAAUCACUAGCACUAUGCUCGGCAUCUUCCGGGAAGAUUCAAAAGCAAGGGAGGAAUUUCUUGCCUUGAUCAAGAAUUAA